Messenger RNA from Leptopilina boulardi, 4808 nucleotides. RefSeq names its product facilitated trehalose transporter Tret1-2 homolog. Gene Ontology annotation, biological process: transmembrane transport. Gene Ontology annotation, molecular function: transmembrane transporter activity. The transcript is spliced from 4 exons. Gene Ontology annotation, cellular component: membrane. The record is from RefSeq and is a predicted model, not a curated record. NCBI's taxonomy places the organism in Eukaryota, Metazoa, Arthropoda, Insecta, Hymenoptera, Figitidae. The coding region runs from base 2874 to 4436 and encodes 520 amino acids.
CGCGUAAUGAGAACACAUCUUUGUAUUCUUCUAUUUAAAUGGAAAUUUCUCAACCAUUAAAAUUCUUUUCAUCUAUAGUUAUUAUAAAGUUUAGCUUUAAUUAUAAAACGAAUUCGAUAAAACCAGCGAAUGGUAUAAUUAACAUAAAAUAAUAACAUAUAAUUAAAUGUCAAUAAAAAAGUGUCAGUGAAAUUAUAUAUUUUUUAAAGUAAUAAUAAUUUUUAUAAUUAUAAUCAAACAAAUAUGGUUCUUAACAAAAAAGUACGUGUUUUACAAUAUGCUUCAGCAAUUUCUGCAUCAAUGACAUCACUCGGACUUGCUUCGGCAGUGGCAUGGUCAUCACCAGCACUUCCACAUUUCGCCAGCCAAUCAAAUUUCUCCAAAUCAGAAAUAUAUUGGAUAGUCCCAUUACUGAGCGUGGGAUGCGCAUUGGGUUUUUUACUGAAUCCACUGAUAAUUAAUCAUUUCGGAAGAAAAAAAUCACUAUUACUCUACAGUGUCCCACAACUUUUAUCCUGGUUAUUACUAAUUUUUUCAAUAAAUAACAUAAUCAUCAUUUAUCUUGGAAGAAUUUUAGCGGGAAUAGGUUACGGUGCCGGCGUAUGCGCACUAACCGUCUACUUGUCUGAAAUAGGCAAUCGUGAAAAUCGUGGUAUUUUUAUGGUUCUUUUCAAAUUUACCAUGUCAAUUGGUAGUUUUCUCACAGUUUUAAUCGGUGCAUACUGCUCACACAAUACCAUGAAUGUAUUCCUUCUAAUGAUGCCCGUUACAUUUCUCGUCACAUUUAUAUUUAUGCCAGAUUCCACAUAUUUUUUAGCACAAAAUCAAGAAUCAGAAUUGAUGAGCAAUUUGAAAAUGGGAUUUCUUAGCAAUGAAAAUAAUGAGAAAACGGAUUUUUUCAAAUUACAAAAAAUGGAAAAAAUGAUGAUAAAAAAACCUAACCUCAAAAUAAACGUGACAAAAGACGACGAGCAUAAAGAAUUGCAGGAAGUGGAAAAAAUGAUAAAACCUGACCUUAGAAUAGAGGAGACAAAAAUUAACGAAUUAGAAAAAUUUGAAAAUGAAGACAAUUCAUUAAAGAAAUUGUUUACAAUUCCAAGUAAUCGUAGAGCUUUAUUGAUAACAAUUUCUUGUGCAGCACAAAAUGUCUUCUCUGGUUAUGGAAUUACAAAGUAUUUCGCGCAAAAUAUUUUAACAUACGAGAAUUCUUUAUUACCGGCAAAAAAUGCCGUUUUUCUAUUGGCCGCCAUUAGUAUUUUAAGUUCCGCGUCAAGUACAUUUUCAAUUGAAAAAUUCAAAAGACGAAGUCUUCUCCUGUCUCUCGGAUGUUUAGCGUCACUUUCCAUUGGAAUAGUUGGCUUAUUUUUUUAUUUAAAAGCUAAUUACAAUAUCAAAUAUUUCGAUUGGUUACCACUUGUUGGACUGGCGAUUUUCGACUUUUCACUAACAAAUGGGAAUUACAAUAUUUAUUUAAUUUAUCAAGGAGAACUAUUUCCAAGUGACGUGAAAAAUGUCGGAAUAACGCUGACCAAAGUGAUUCUCAUGUUUUUCACUUUUACUGCGUCAAUUGUGUAUCAAUUGUUAAAUGAUAUUUUCCAUAUUUCUGUGAUAUUUGGAAUUUUUGCGACUUUCUGCUUUUUUCAGACAUUGGUUAUUUAUAAAAUUGCGCCCGAAACCAAGGGAAAAAGUCUUGAUGAGAUUCAGCAAUUGUUGACAUUAAAACUGAGAAAUUGAAAUUAUCUUUUGUAACGCAAAUUUCUAUAAGAAACUAAAUAUUUAAAUUAAAAUUUAAAAUUUUUUUUAGAACUUUACAAGGCGUUAACCGCGCCCUUCUAUAAACUCCGCUUCCUCUAAAACAAAUAGAUUAUUUUUAUAAUCAUUAUAAUUAUUUUAUUUAAAAACAGAAUUUUGUAAAAAAUUUUAUUAAAAACAGUAGUACAUAAUUAUAUGUAUAAUAUUUUUAAUUUUAUAGUUCUGAAAUGAAGUAGGAACAAAAAUAAAAAUAACGACAACAGGAAUUUUAAAAAAGUUAUAUAUAGAAAAGAAUUGUAAAAGAAAAACAGGAUAAUUAUUAUAAAAAUGUAUAAGUAUUGUUUAGAAAAAGAUAAUUAAGUAAUAAUUAUUAAUUAUUUGUAAUUAAACUAAUAUUGUCGGUGCGUUUGACGUGCGUGAGUGGAAAUUUGAUGCUGACUUUCAAGCAAGAUAUUUUGAGUUAGAAAAAGUUAGAGACUUGAAACUUUGAUGGUUGGAAAAGCUGAUAAAAUUCUGCGUCUAAAUGCGUACAAUAAAAAUUUUUUUUACUUUUUGGAGCCGUUAUAAGACCAGAAAGGUUUCAAGAAAAUAAAAACAUAAUUAAACGAAAUUUUUACAAGAAAAUGUUAACUUUUUACAAAACUGUUAAUUAUGAUAUUAUUUUAUAAUUAAUUUUAAUUCACCGAAUUUCAAAAAACUACUUAGAAUUUCUUACAUUUUCAUGUCUAUUUACAUUUCACAACUUGGACAUACCCUUAAGUUUUGAUUUUCAAAAAUUCAAAAUAUCAUAAUUUAACCUUAGCUGUGCAGCGAUUGGGUCGUUUGUUUUAUGUUUGUAUUUAUAAUUUACGGUUCUUCUUCACUGUGACUCAUUAAUGUAACAGCGUAGAACGCAAAGAAUUUUAAUUUUAAAAAUUAUUUAACAUUUAUUCCUAAGAAUUAAUUAUUAUUACCAUUAUUUAUACUAUUUAUUAUUCUACAAAUGUGAACAGUGUAUUAAUUUAAACGAACUAAUAUUUACAAAAUAUAUAGACAAAAACAAAAAAAUUGAAAUUUGAUAAUGUGUACAGUUGCUUUUACGAAAAUUAUUUUUAAUUCAUCGAAAUUUAACGAACAAAAAAAUGAUACAACAAAAAACGGAAAAAUACAGGCGAGUGGUAGUUUUGCAAUAUGCAGCUGGCAUUACAUCCACACUCGUCGCAUUGGGAUACAAUGCAGCGUCAAGUUGGAUGUCACCAGCGUUACCAUAUCUGACCAGUAAACAAGCGAACUCACCACUAUUGACAACCGACUUUGAUUCCAUUGCCACAGCAUCGGUAAUCGGCAGUUUUUUCGGCUUCCUUGUCAAUCCACUUCUCGUCAAGUAUUUCGGAACCAAAUGGACACUAUUGAUAUUUGCAAUUCCACAAAUAAUAUCAGGGAUUAUGCUCGUGCUUAAUGAAGAAUUUACAACAAUAUGGAUAUCAAGAUUAAUAAGCGGUUUUUCAUAUUGUGGUGCGCUGUCAUCAUUGGCCGAAUAUUUGACAGCCAUCAGUAAUUCUAGCAACAGAAGCAAAUUAUUUGUCUUAAUGAAUCUCUCCUCAAAUCUUGGCAAUCUUUUGCCACUAACUCUAAAUCUUUUUUUAACAUAUUUUCAAAUGAACCUCAGUCUAAUGAUGAUACCGAUAGUUUUCCUUGCCAUCUUUAUGUUCAUGCCAAAAUCAUCCUAUUUUGACGAGAUGAACAAAUGGAAAGAGAAGGAAAUUAAAAUCAAUUCGAUAAUUACUUCUCCAUAUGGAUUUGAUACACACAGAACUACCGAAAAUGAUUUUUUAACUAAUGACGAUAUUUCAAUAAUCAAAAAUAAAAUUACUACAGAUAAUAAAUUAUCACCAAAGAACGUUGUCAUUAGUAAUGAUUACCAAAAUUUUACGACUAAAAUCAACAUUUCCGAGAGUCAUCUUACUAUACCAACAUUUGAUAAAGAUAAUGAUUGGAAAAAUUCGGACGAAACUUACGAUUGGGACAUCUUCCAGAAGGUGAAGGAGAGUUCGUUUUUGAAAUUGUUUAUGCAACCAAACAAUAGAAAAGCAUUGAUCAUAAUGAUGUUUGUCUGCUGCACAGAUAUUUUAGCGGGUCAUAUACCAAUUGUAUCCUAUACCGAGCAACUUUUAACUCAUCCUGGAUCAAUUAUGGAUGGUGAUCAGGCUUCAUUUCUGAUGACAAUCAUCAAGGUGAUUUCAGUCUUACUCAGCACACAAUAUAUUACGAAAAUUGGUAAUAAGAAACUUCUUCUCAUCAGUGGCAUUAUUGGAUCAUGUUCCAUGAUACUCGUUGGCUUUUUCUUCUUUCUUCAAACUAAUAAAUACGAUAUAGCGGAAAUUCGAUGGUUUCCAUUGGUUUUUAUCACAAUUUCGGAAAUUGCAAAUGUCAUCGGUGUUGGAAAUACAUUUUUCGCAUUACAAGGCGAACUAUUUUCCAAUGAUGUUAAGACAUUAGCUAUUAGUGUCACUAAUAUCAUGUACAUGAUUAUAGAACUUAUUGCACUCAUGAAAUUUCAAGUAUUAUUAGAGUAUUUUGGUUUACAUGUGAUCUUCUGGUUUUUUGCCUUUGUCUUCUUGUUAUUUCCACUUGCUAUAUUUAUUUUUGGGCCGGAAACUCAGGGUAAAACAUUGGAAGAGAUUCAAAUGGAAAUGAAAAAAUGAGUGAGUUUUUUUUCUCUUUAUUCAUAAUAAUCAUUAUGAGAUCUUGACCCUUGGUUUUAUUAAUGUGAACCACAAUCAAUGUCGGUGAAGCAUUUGAUAUGUAAAAUCGGUUGCUUUUCUUUUUUCGGAGGACCACUUGCAGAAAAAUCACUUAGAAAAUAUAUUACCGAUAAAUACUUCUUUUCCGGCAGUGGAAUAUGAAAUAUUACGAUUUUUAUGGGAUGACGAUUCAUGUUUUGCAAUUUGUCGGAAAAUAAAACAAAAACGUAUCUCGUAAAUUCGACAAUGUUUCGGAAUGGAAAAAACCAUCAAUUUCAAAUUGGUUUUUGUAGAUUGAAAUUUAAAAAUACAAGUAAAAUUUUUUGUACUGAA